Dinoponera quadriceps is the source of this 2987-nucleotide messenger RNA. RefSeq names its product atlastin (gene atl). The record is from RefSeq and is a predicted model, not a curated record. Lineage: Eukaryota; Metazoa; Arthropoda; Insecta; Hymenoptera; Formicidae. The transcript has 9 exons. The coding region runs from base 145 to 2145 and encodes 666 amino acids. Gene Ontology annotation, molecular function: GTPase activity; GTP binding. Gene Ontology annotation, biological process: endoplasmic reticulum organization; protein homooligomerization.
GCGUGUGCACGGUGCAUCUUGUCGCGACGCUCGGCCGGGUGUUCCCGAUAUACACACUUCGCGGCUCAUUGUGUCGCGUUGCGGUGCCGAUUUUGCCGAACCGCGCGUCGUCCGAUCUUGUGACGGAUGUGACAGGCCGGAAGCAUGGCCGACAGGAAUAUCGUAAAGCCGAGGCGAAAACGGCUCGACGACCUUUCUAGGUCAAGGUCGGAGAGGUCGGAGAGACCGAAAGAGCCGGCCAGGCCGCCGCGAAUGAGGGCGCAGGUCGCGCAUACAACAACGACGCACAAUUCCAAUCAUGGAAAUGCCGUGCAGCGCAACACGUUUGUGGAAGUACAGCACAAACCGACCGAGAAGGCCCCGAUGACGACCCUCGACGAGAACGUGAACCGCGUACCAGGACAGCGUAAGACAACCGAAAACAUGGAAUCUAUAAGAAGAAACGAACGAAUAGAAAGGAUCUCGCCGAUGAACGCGCAAGUGGAGGACGACGCAUCGGUGGAGGACCAUGGGCAACCUGUCCAAGUGGUACUUGCCCAUCCAGAUCAUACCUUCGAAUUAGAUGAAGAUGCAUUGGCCGAAAUUCUCCUACAUGACGACGUGAAAGAUAGAAGUGUGGUUGUCGUGUCUGUUGCAGGUGCCUUCAGAAAAGGCAAAAGUUUCCUUCUUGACUUCUUUCUUCGUUACAUGAACAGCAAGUACACGUUGCACAACGACACGGACACUUGGUUGGGCGCCGAGGAUGAGCCGUUGGGCGGUUUCUCGUGGAGGGGCGGUUCCGAAAGGGACACCACGGGUAUAUUGAUGUGGUCGAAGGUUUACCCCGCCACUCUGGCGAAUGGCGAGAAGAUUGCUGUAAUUCUUAUGGACACUCAAGGCGCUUUCGAUAGCCAGUCGACAGUCCGAGACUGCGCGACAGUGUUCGCAUUAAGUACGAUGUUGUCCUCCGUGCAGAUAUAUAAUUUGUCGCAAAACAUCCAAGAGGACGAUCUCCAGCAUCUGCAGCUAUUCACCGAGUACGGUAGACUGGCGUUGGAGAGCUCCGACAGCACGCCCUUUCAGAGAUUGCAGUUCUUAAUCAGAGAUUGGGUUUAUCCGUAUGAGGCGGAAUACGGCGCGGACGGCGGGAAGAUGUUGCUCAACAAGAGACUGCAGAUCUCCGACAUGCAACACGCGGAAUUGCAGAGCCUGCGUAAGCACAUCAAGUCCUGCUUCUCGGACAUAUCGUGUUUCCUCAUGCCACAUCCCGGUCUCGAGAUCGCAACGAAUCCGAACUUCGACGGUAGAUUGUCCGAGAUACAGAGCGAGUUCAAGAAGCAGCUGAAGGUGCUCAUACCGAUGAUACUGGCACCGGAAAAUCUGGUGACGAAGAAGAUCAACGGCCAAGUUGUAAAAGCGCGAGAUCUGUUGGAAUAUUUCAAGAGUUACAUGAAGAUCUACAAAGGAGAUGAACUUCCUGAACCGAAAAGCAUGCUUGUGGCCACAGCGGAAGCGAACAACCUGUCGGCUGUAGCCGAAGCUAAAGAUUUAUAUCUUCAGAUGAUGGAAAAUAUAUGCGGCGGGGCAAAGCCAUUUAUGGCGACCGCACACUUAGAAUCGGAACAUCAUCAUUGUGUAGACUCGGCUCUUCGUCAGUUCCAGAAUAAACGAAAGAUGGGUGGAGAAGAGUUCAGUCAAAUAUAUAUGGAAAAAUUGAUCAAGGAUAUGGACGACGCUUUCUUGCAAUUCAAGGCGCACAAUGAGAGCAAAAAUAUCUUCAAAGCAGCGCGAACUCCGGCAGUGUUUUUCGCGAUCGCCGUCACUAUGUAUAUUUUGUCGGGAAUAUUUGGUCUUGUCGGUCUGUACACAAUAGCGAAUGUAUGCAACCUUAUUAUGGGUAUCGGCCUCCUCACACUUGUCCUCUGGGCAUAUAUAAGGUAUAGCGGUGAAUUCAGAGAAAUCGGCACGCAGAUAGACGAUUUAGCGAGUACUAUAUGGGAAAAUUGUACUAGUGAAAAACAAUAUUUGCGAAAGUUAAUGAAGCCAGUCUACCAACAAUUUGUGGAGAAGUCAGUGUCUGUAGCAGUGGCACAGGCUGCUGAAAUGGCUACAAAUUCAACAUUGAACGCCACUGUCACUGCCAAUGGCAAACCUAAAUUCUCGUAAUAUUCAUUCCCAGAUUAUCCGAAUUGUUUAAGUGGAUCGAAGCAUUGUAUCCUUAUAUUAACACCAAUAAGUGGCAUAACCAGACUUUAUAAUACAUUGUCCUCUGACGUACCACCAGGAAUAGUUUCUUCUCUGUUCAAAUCAAACUAAAGAUUACAGCUUGAACAUACUAAUUUGAAAUGACUGUGAAUGUUAUAUGAUAUAUGAUGAAAAUUGUGAUUGCUAGUAUUAUCUAUAAUUCUUUUUGGUAUUGUUAUGAAAAUAAAAUCUUGUUCCAAUGGAAGAUAUUAUAUAACUUGAUCUAAAAAUUUUAUCACAUGGGGAUGUUAUUACCUACAGUUAUAACAAGUUACUAAUUAUCACAAGGAGAGGAAUAUGCAUUUGUCAAAAUGUUAAAAAAGAGAAAUUAUAAAGAUAAAUAUAAUGUCAAUAUAUAGUAUACCAUAGCUCUUUCUUUUUCAUUAAAUACGUGCAGCUUUUUCUUGUUGUAUCCAUUACAUCGAAAGUGCAUUUUGCAACCGAUUUUCCUUUUUGUUUGUUUUCAUAUAAGCAGGAUUUUGUUUUCUUGUCAAGAUUACAUGCUUGUUAUUUCAUUCUUUAUUUAUAUGCUUGGACUAACAAAGUUCAGAUUUUGUUUGUGCCAGAAACACUGUACAUCAGUUAUACUGAGUUAUUUUUUAAUAAAAGAAGGAAUGUAUAUACCGCGCACGAUGUUACUCACAUUCUACAUAUUUUGAAACAGCGAUAAAUAUACUUAGAAUUCAUUUAAUCACUAUAUAAAAGAGAUAUUCAUGCGCCAUAUUGCUGUAGUAUAUGACCUCAUUAAAUACAAAUAUCUCGAA